CUUCUCCCUCUCUAUGUAUAUAAAAUGGCAUGGCUUUCCCUGACCUCAAAACCCAACACAUUUCCCCCCUCCCUCCACAGAUUGAUUUUGCUCAUCAGAUAAGAAGAAGAAGAAGAAGAAGAAGAAGAAGAUGCUGGCAAUAUUCAACAAAGGAUUGGUGGAUCCACCAAAGGAGCUGAAGAUCCCGGCAGACGCCUCCCCGCCGCCGUCCGGAAACCUCGUACCCCCUCGGAUCGCCGUCGCCAAUUUCAACCGCUCCUCCUCCAGCGAUGGCUUUUCUCUAGGGUUUGGCGAUCGGGCAUUUCUCGCCUUUUCCUCCCCCAACCAUAACUCUUCCUCCCCUUUCUCCCCCCAGAGGUUGUUCUGUGGGGUGAAUGAGAUGUACUGCAUCUUCCUCGGGAGCCUCAACAAUCUGUGCUCCCUCAACAGGCAGUAUGGUUUGUCUUCCUCCAAAGGUGGGAACAAUGAGGCAAUGCUUGUGAUCGAGGCUUAUCGGACCCUCCGAGACCGAGGCCCAUACCCGGCCCAUCAAGUCCUCAACGAUCUCGAGGGCAGUUUCGGGUUCGUCAUCUACGACCACAAGUCUUCAACCGUUUUUGCUGCUCUGGGCGCGAAUGGGAGCUUGAAGCUGUACUGGGGAAUUGCAGAGGAGGACGGAUCUGUCAUGAUCUCAGACAAUGUGCAAGUGAUCAAAGAUAGCUGCGGCAGAUCCUUCGCGCCCUUCCCUAAUGGUAUGCUUGCAUAAAACAGUCCAUUCACUGCUUUCCUAAAUCAUUUCCCAUGCGAAAAUGGUACAAAGAUUAAGGUUUCGUUUGGGAAUAACAUUUGUGAAUUGUGAUUAGCCAUGAAGUUAAACCUUGAAGUUAAUGUCAAACAAAGCCUACAUUUUUGUUUUGGUUGGUGUAGCUGAUCCAUAACCAUAAGUUACAUGAGAUGAGGAUUUGUUGUUUUUGAAUGGAUCAUGAGAGGACAAAAUAUGAAGUUUUAGUUGAAGUAAAAGUGACAUUAAUGUUGUACAAUAGAGUUUAAGAGACUGAAAAAGAAGGGGAAAAUGGAUUGCAGGAUGUAUGUAUCACAGUGAGAAGGGGCUGAUGAGCUUUGAGCAUCCAAUGAAGGAGGUGAUGGCAAUGACCAGAGUUGACAGUGAAGGUGCAAUGUGUGGAGCCCUCUUCAAGGUUGACCCUCUCUCCAAGUCUGCCCCCACCAUCCCUAGGGUUGGAAGUGAAGCCAACUGGACCAUUUGAACCAUUUUAUAUUUUGCCACUUUCCUUUUUUUCUUUCUUUUUUUUAUUUAAAACAAUCUUGUUGUCCCCUUAUCUGUUUCCAUGGUGGAUGUAUAUAGAGUACUUGUUUCCACCAAAGAUGUUCUCUUUUUUAUUUAUUUUCUAUUUUUUCUUUGAAUGCAACGUUUGCUUACUUUGAAUCCUCACUCUCAACUGUAAUGCUUAUCAAUGUGCAUCAUGCCAUAAUUAUUAUUCACUCCGUUUCUUAAAAUAAUUCCUAUUUUGACUUGGGAGGGAUUUAUUUUCGUAGUUUGGCCUUCUAAUUAUAUUCUUAUCAUCGAAGAAAAAAAAGAGAUAAAUCAUUU
Messenger RNA from Cuscuta campestris, 1588 nucleotides. NCBI's taxonomy places the organism in Eukaryota, Viridiplantae, Streptophyta, Magnoliopsida, Solanales, Convolvulaceae. The record is from the annotation of a GenBank genome assembly.